This is a messenger RNA of Oryza brachyantha (malo sina), 733 nucleotides long. Its product is annotated as cytochrome b-c1 complex subunit 7-like. The coding region runs from base 119 to 499 and encodes 126 amino acids. NCBI's taxonomy places the organism in Eukaryota, Viridiplantae, Streptophyta, Magnoliopsida, Poales, Poaceae. Gene Ontology annotation, biological process: mitochondrial electron transport, ubiquinol to cytochrome c. The transcript is spliced from 4 exons. The record is from RefSeq and is a predicted model, not a curated record.
GGCCCACAAGACGGGUCGGGCUCUCCCCCACAAAAGCGAGGAGGAGGCAGCCGCCGCCGCCGCAGGAGAAGGAAGAGAGCGGAGAGAGAUCGCCGGAUCGCCGCCGCCCGCCGCCGCGAUGUCGUCGAUGCUGUCCGCGUUCUCGCAGUGGUUCGUGAACCCGCGCCGCAAUCCGCUGGCCCGCAUCCACAUGCAGACGGUCUCCUCGCGCCUCCGGAAAUACGGCCUGAGGUAUGACGAUCUGUACGACCCCAAGCAUGAUCUGGACAUCAAGGAGGCGCUCGAGAGGCUGCCCCGGGAGGUGGUCGACGCCCGCAACCAGCGCCUCAAGCGCGCCAUGGACCUCUCCAUGAAGCACCAGUACCUCCCCGAGGACUUCCAGGCGGUGCAGACACCAUUCAGAGGCUAUUUGAGUGACAUGAUGGAUCUGGUGAAGAAGGAGAGAUUAGAGCGUGAAGAACUGGGAGCCCUUCCCCUUCACCAGAGGACCCUUCCCUGAAGUCUUUUCUUGAUAGGCCAUGCUGUUUUUUCCCCACCACAAUGCAUCAAAUAAAAUGCAGUGGAUGACUCAUGAAUCAUGAUACUGUCUCUUAUUUUGAAGUUCCAUUUUCAUGUUCAUAUGGUGAUGCAUUGGUCAUCACUGAUUACUCGCAUUCUUUUCCAAAAUACUAAUUUGACAGCAACAAAUUUUCUGCCCCAUGGUUGUCGUAAAUUCUUCAUGUAUUGUUCUUCA